Molecule: messenger RNA, 1401 nt
Organism: Penicillium verhagenii
Lineage: Eukaryota; Fungi; Ascomycota; Eurotiomycetes; Eurotiales; Aspergillaceae
Product: alpha/beta fold hydrolase
Exons: 3
Coding region: 1-1401 (466 amino acids)
Molecular function (GO): hydrolase activity
Source: RefSeq, a predicted model, not a curated record
AUGGCAGGUUUCCUCGUCAAGGGUACCAUCAGGGCGGUGGUUUGGACCUACGGAUUUAUUUCUAUGAUCUUGUACGGCCUCAUAGUGGUUCGAUUGGGUUUAUUUUUCAAAAAGCCCUCCGAGAAAGAUCAGCUAGAGCUCCAACUUGCUCAUGACCGACUGUGGAAUCUGUCAAAGGAUUAUGCUGGACUCUUCCACUACUUCUUGACUCUUCCUUCUGGCUUCAAGUUUCAUUUCCUUAGUAAUGAUGUCCCCAACUCCAAGGAAGUGUUGGCGUCCAACAAGCCUCUGGUGAUUUUUAUCCAUGGUUUCCCAGAUAGUUGGGCUGUGUGGCGGCAUAUUGCCAGCAAUCCUGCUUUGCAGGAAUCUGCUACACUGGUGGCCAUUGACAUGCCUGGCUACGGCGGCUCGCAAGGCGUGAAGAAAUACAAUGGCACAAAUGUCUUGGAGAACAUGGCACAGCUUAUCAUCAACCUGCGAAUUCAGUAUGGCGUUGACAAUGCUACGGAAACGAGUAAGAAGAAGACAAUUAUCGUCGCCCAUGAUUGGGGAUGCGUUAUCGCGAUGAGACUCGCAACUGAAGCUCCGUCGCUUGCUGAUCGUUUUCUCUUGAGCAAUGGCCCACUGCCAAGCCUGAUUGAUUCUAAUAUCCGCCGCAUGCUUUGCACUGCGCGGAAGAUGAUCAACGAUGCAUGGAAUUCCCCCCUUGGUGCUCGCGCACCGUUACGCCAGGCAUGGCAGACCUUGUCUCCCUUGAGAUAUCAACUUAAAAUGUCAGGAUAUAUCUUUGUUAUGCAGCUUCCCGCCCCCCUUGCCCGGUACUUCCUGACGGGCGGCAACCAUUCAUUGAUGGCGAUGAUCCACAUUGGCUCUCACGGUAGAGCGAAGCCCACUCCUCAAGACCUGGCAAACUCCAUGGCCAGUAGCAUGGGACCUUCUCUGGAAGAAUCCAAGACCCAAACCGCUGACGGCGAAACAUAUCCGACCACCAUUCGCUUCGACUCCAAGUUUGCCAACGUGAUGAAUCUAGCCGGCUACUACCGGGACGGUGCGGAGCGUAGUCACUGGCAGAAAUCUCUGGAGACAGUGGUCGCUCUGGAUAAGCUCGCUGGUGGGAAAGAGCCGCAGGGAGCCCCGGGAGCUCUGAAGGCGCCCUCGACUGUGUUCUGGGGCAAGAAAGAUGUUGCGCUUCAUACUGCCAUCUGUCUGGAUGGUAUGGCUGAUUUCAUUCCCAAGGAUAGCCAGAUUGUCCUGCUUCCCGAAUCAGGACAUUUCACCCCCAUUGAGCUAGAAAGCCGCAUGGCCCUAACGAAGGCUAUUCAAUGGGCCAUUGAGGGUGAGCAAGGGGAUGUGGGUGCAGCAUUGGAGAAAUUCAAUGUGAAAGUGCUUGCCCGGAGGUAA